AUGGGUAACUACUCACUACACAUGAAUCUCGAUCGAGUUGAAGCUUGGCCGGUCGAGUUGAGGAACUCGACCGGUUGGUCGAGUAGACGGUCGAGCUGGUCUUCAAGAUGGCUUCUCCCUUCUUCCUUUGCGUAUCCAGUUGAGCUGCGUCCAUGUGCCAAGUCCCUCCAUGCUCCUCAUGUCCAUAUGCUCCAGAAUGCUCCAAAAGACCUAUUUCAAAGGACCAAACAUGCAUAUGUCCUUGUGGAUUCGAUCCCAUACUAUACUUACCUCGUUGCUGUGCACUUGCAGGCACAACUUGAGCGUGCCAUGGCUGGAGAAGUACGUGACCAGCAACCAAAUCCUUGGAGGAACCAUCUUGAUGAGCCGCCUUUGGACGAGGUCCAAGACCGCAUACCACGAGAAGGCCUUGGACCGGAGCUUAACCGAGCCGAUGGGCUACACCGAGGAGACUUAGGCGAUCACCAAGGAGGGGAGAACCAAGAGACCGUUGGAGACAGUGACUCUAGACCAGAGCUUCUCCAAAGCCGUAGCCCUAUCCGGACUUACGAGGGCCACCAGUUUGAAAUCAAGCCGCGAGUUAUCGCUUUGGUAAAACAAAGUCAAUACCACGGGCUUAUUGAAGAAGAUCCGUUGGAUCAUGUCGAUUCCUUUGAGGAAUUGUGCAGCACAACUAGUGCAAAUGGAGUUCCUGGCGACUACUUGAGAUGCCGGCUCUUUACCUUUACCUUGGCGGGAAAAGCACUCAAGUGGCUCAAGUCUCUCCCGUCUCGCUCAAUCACUACAUGGAUGGAGUUCAAGAAAGCUUUUCUUGGUCAGUUUUAUACAAAGCAGCGGACUAGUUUGAUGAGGAGCAAGAUCGUUGGCUUUCAGCAAGGGCCAAUAGAGCCGUAUCAUGAGGGAUUGGAGCGCUUCAAGGAAUACAUAAGAGAUUGUCCACAACAUGGCUUCUCGGAAGUAAACUUGUGGAACACGUUUUAUGAGGGAAUAAGGCGCGAGCACAAGCUGUAUCUUGAUAUAGCUAGCAACGGGAACUUCAUGAGUAAGUCCAUAGAGGAAGCCAAAACGUUGAUUGAUAACUUAGCGGUCAGUGACAGCAAGAAUCAACCGAGCUAUGAAGAAACGAUCAAGGCAAUCAACGCGAGACCGGGACUAGUUGAGUUUGAGGAGCUGAAGUCCAUGAUCGCUAAACUUUUGGAGAGAGAACCGGAGCAUCGCCUGAGCCCCCGUGAGAACAAUAUGCAACGGACCAAGGUCGAUGAGAGGGAGGUACUCUACAUAAGCAAGCAAGAGAUACAACAUCCGGCUGAAACCCGACUUGGCGCUAAGGAGCAUGGAGGAGAGCUCAAAGCCUUGAUGUAUGAUUUCAUUGGUGAACAGAGAAGAGCGAACAAGGAGAUCAACGAGAAGAUACACUAUGUGUAUCACGACUUGAACAAUAAAUUUGGGUCGCUGGAGUCGCACAUCAAGGAGCUUGAUCUUCAAAUAGCAAACAUAGCCAGUACAAUCAAGAAACCGCUUGGAGUCCUCCCGGGUCGAACUGAGGCUAACCCCAAGAAGGAACAUAUAGCGGCCAUCACCCUUAGAAGCGGUACGCAGUUAGACGAAGUGGAGUUGACUGUUGACUUCUCAGCUCGAUCGAGUUGA
Messenger RNA from Microthlaspi erraticum, 1647 nucleotides. The record is from the annotation of a GenBank genome assembly. NCBI's taxonomy places the organism in Eukaryota, Viridiplantae, Streptophyta, Magnoliopsida, Brassicales, Brassicaceae.